Messenger RNA from Scaptodrosophila lebanonensis, 1985 nucleotides. It is a transcript of the gene grsm, whose product is annotated as probable aminopeptidase NPEPL1. The record is from RefSeq and is a predicted model, not a curated record. The coding region runs from base 131 to 1813 and encodes 560 amino acids. Gene Ontology annotation, biological process: proteolysis. Gene Ontology annotation, cellular component: cytoplasm. Gene Ontology annotation, molecular function: metalloaminopeptidase activity; manganese ion binding. Lineage: Eukaryota; Metazoa; Arthropoda; Insecta; Diptera; Drosophilidae. The transcript is spliced from 6 exons.
GGCAACACAAGAAAUUGCAAGUCAAAUUGGCACAGUAAAAAAUUGUUAGAUUCCGUUACAUGGCUAGUACAUAACAAAAUUAUUUGCAAGGUGUAUAAACUUUCUAAAUUUGUUGCGCGCGCAUAAAUAGAUGCGUGUUUUAGACGGCGCUAAAGCGUAUCGUCUUUUAUUUAGCUGCAGUAAACGGUACGCUUCCAGCGCGAACAGGGUGUCGUCGAAGAUGGCUGGUACGGACAUCAAGUUUAGUCCAACGUUGACGCGGAGCGAUCCCCAGCAGAAGCCGGUGCUCAUCAUUGGCCAACUGCGCCACCUGAAUCUGCUCAAGUUCGAGCAGCUCGCCUGUAAAUUGGAGCCACGUGUCUCGGAGGAGACAUUCAAGAACGCUAUUUCAUGUCUUCAUCCCGCACCCACGGAUAAAUGUUCCCUUUACUUGGAUGUGGCGUCAGUGGCGGCUUUGCCUCUGAAAGCCUCGCGCCACAACACCGCAUCGCGUGCCCAUGCCAUAACACGUCUGAUCAAGAAUCACGUGUUGAACGUAAAUGAGGAGCAUGUGGUGCUCGUAUGCGAGCGUGAGAAUAUCUUUGCCAGCGCGUGUGCGGUGGCACGUGCCUUUCCACUGUACUCCCGCAAAACGGGCAACGGAUUCUCAACAAGUCCAACCAACGAUGGCGGCGAUGCUGGCUCCCACAGAAAGUGCUUGAUCAAUAUUGAGUUUGUCAUCAUUGAUAAGGAUGGCGGCGUGGAGUGCGCCACGCUCAAUGAAGAGGAGAUCAACUGCUUGCAGGUGACAACGCGUGCCAUACGCCUGACGGCUCGCAUUGUGGACACUCCGUGUAACGAGAUGAACGUCGACCACUUUGUGCAGACGGUGCAGGAGCUGAGCAAAGAGCUAUGCAUAGUACCGCAGGUGAUACGUGGCGAGGAGUUGCGUGAGCGCGGUUUUGGCGGCAUUUAUGGUGUGGGCAAGGCGGCGGCUGUGCCGCCUGCACUUGUGGUUUUAUCGCACGAGCCCAAGGGCGCUCAGGAGACCAUUGCGCUUGUGGGCAAAGGCAUUGUCUAUGACACUGGCGGCCUGAGCAUCAAGGGUAAGACUGCUAUGCCGGGCAUGAAGCGGGAUUGUGGCGGAGCCGCCGCCAUUCUGGGCGCAUUCUAUGCAGCUGUCAAAUGUGGCUUUAAGGACAAUCUGCACGCAGUAUUUUGCCUCGCCGAGAAUUCGGUGGGACCCAAUGCUACCCGUCCCGACGACAUACACACACUCUACUCUGGUCGCACUGUUGAGAUCAACAACACGGAUGCAGAGGGUCGACUCGUGCUGGCCGAUGGUGUUUGCUACGCCAACAAGGAUCUGAAGGCCAAUAUUAUACUCGACAUGGCCACGCUAACAGGCGCACAGGGCGUUGCAACGGGCAAAUAUCAUGGCGCCAUACUGACUAACUCGGAGGAAUGGGAGGCCAAGUCAUUGCAGGCCGGACGCAAAUCCGGAGAUUUAUUGGCGCCCAUAAUUUACUGCCCCGAAUUGCAUUUCUCGGAAUUUGCAUCGGCAAUCGCAGAUAUGAAAAACUCCGUCUCGGAUCGCCAAAAUGCUCAAUCCUCGUGCGCCGGACUGUUUGUGGCGGCCCAUUUGGGAUUUGACUAUCACGGUGUUUGGAUGCAUGUCGACAUGGCCACGCCCGUUCACAACGGUGAACGAGCCACGGGCUAUGGCGUAGCCUUGCUGCUCACACUUUUUGGCAAUCACACAAACUGCGCGCUUCUGCAAUCCAUUGCGCCCACUGACGAGGAGCCGCCAUCGAAGCGCUUGUGUCGCGAUUAGGGCAACCAGGAUGCGUUACUUACACUCUGCGCCAUAUAUAUACAUACAUAUAUACGUAUUUCAGGAAUUAUUAUUUGCAUUUCGAAUGAAGUUUCAAGCGUCAAGGCCAAGGAGCCAACUGAAUUAAUUAUAUACUAUAGAGAUACAAUAAAAUAAAAUUGGCAAAGUGAAA